Trichechus manatus latirostris (Florida manatee) is the source of this 5178-nucleotide messenger RNA. RefSeq names its product transmembrane protein 68 (gene TMEM68). The transcript is spliced from 6 exons. Gene Ontology annotation, molecular function: acyltransferase activity. Bases 645 to 1637 code for a protein of 330 amino acids. Lineage: Eukaryota; Metazoa; Chordata; Mammalia; Sirenia; Trichechidae. The record is from RefSeq and is a predicted model, not a curated record.
CGUUUAGAGAGUGAGCUGUACAGCUGUAUUUUCAGUCAUCUGUGAUUUAAAAGAAUUUUUAAUGACUUUAAAAUAAUAAUAAUGCUGAUAAAUUUUUAUUAUUGCAUAAUGUCAGUUUCAAGAGGACAGCUUUUCUGUAAACCUGUUUCUCUAUAAAAGACUAUCCAAAAAAGAAUAGCAUUUCCUAAAGAAUUGGGUUACUCUUACUGAAUCAGAUAUUGAUAUUUUUCUUUUGUGAAGAAUAGUUGGCUUAAUAUAACCUAGUUUAAGAUACAUGUGUUAAACAUGAUCCACUUUCAGAUAUGAGUCAAUUUGUUAAAAUCAAUCUGAAAUUUCAUUCUUCGUCAGCUUUAUUUUCCCCUCACAAUUACAGCUUACAAAUUAUUUGAAAAGCUAAAUUUCAUGAGAGGACAGACGAAAGUUUAUAAUUUUCACAUUUAAAUCUGCAAUAAAGAUAACCGUUAACAAUCUAUUCAUUUUGGUAUUAAGAAAUGACUAUUAGUAUUUAUGCAAAGCAAAAUAUUUAAUAUUUUUGCUGUGAAGAAAGUAACGUUGGAUUGUUUUUCACUUCUAGUGACAGGAUUUAAGAGCUGCUAUGACAAUGAAGGAAGAAACUGAAUUUAUCAUUUUCACCUAAAGAAAACAUGAUAGACAAAAAUCAAACCUGUGCUGCAGGACAGGAUUCUAUGCCCUAUAUGAUUUGUCUGAUUCACAUACUUGAAGAAUGGUUUGGUGUGGAGCAACUGGAGGACUAUUUGAAUUUUGUAAACUAUCUCUUGUGGGUUUUUACACCACUGAUACUUUUAAUACUUCCUUACUUUACUAUCUUUCUUCUCUACCUUACAAUUAUUUUCUUACACAUUUAUAAGAGGAAGAAUGUAUUAAAAGAAGCUUAUUCUCAUAAUUUGUGGGAUGGUGCAAGGAAAACCGUGGCAACUCUCUGGGAUGGACAUGCGGCAGUUUGGCAUGGUUAUGAAGUUCAUGGGAUGGAAAAAAUACCAGAAGAAGGACCAGCACUUAUAAUUUUUUAUCAUGGAGCUAUUCCAAUAGACUUUUACUACUUCAUGGCUAAAAUUUUUAUCCAUAAAGGCAGAACUUGCCGAGUAGUAGCUGAUCACUUUGUCUUUAAAAUCCCAGGGUUUAGUUUAUUACUUGAUGUAUUUUGUGCUCUACAUGGACCAAGAGAAAAGUGUGUUGAAAUUCUGAGGAGUGGUCACUUGUUAGCUAUUUCACCGGGUGGAGUUCGAGAAGCCCUAAUUAGUGAUGAAACCUACAGCAUUAUAUGGGGUAAUCGUAAAGGCUUCGCUCAGGUCGCAAUUGAUGCAAAAGUGCCCAUUAUUCCUAUGUUUACACAAAAUAUUCGAGAAGGAUUUCGAUCAUUAGGAGGAACAAGAUUGUUUAGAUGGCUUUAUGAGAAAUUCCGCUAUCCGUUUUGUCCAAUGUAUGGAGGUUUUCCAGUAAAGUUACGUACCUAUUUAGGUGAUCCUAUUCCGUAUGAUCCAAAGAUGACAGCAGAAGAAUUAGCUGAAAAGACAAAGAAUGCUGUUCAAGCUUUGAUUGAUAAGCACCAAAGAAUACCAGGAAACAUUAUGAGUGCUUUGUUAGAACGUUUUCAUAAAAAACAAAAGAUCAACUAGAAUAUGAUUUAAUACAUUUAUAUUGAUAUGUUUGGUUCUAUGGUACUGACUUAUAAAUUUUGUAGUGUCUAUAAUUAGUAUUUUUUAAAAAUCACAUUACUAAGUAUCUUUCUUGGAACUUGUUUGUUCAAAAUUGUGUUGUUUUAAUUUUGUUUUUGCAAUCAGUUGUGUCAGAACACUCAUUACAUGCCUGGUAAUUCAGAAAAUGAUCAUAUUUCAUUUGUAAGUUCCUAAUAAUGUAUGAUAAAACAUAUGGAUUCUUGAAGUUAGGUUCAUUAAUAACAACAAUUCAGGUUAAACAAGCAUUCCUGAGUACUGCAUCUGAUUUUUAUAUUUGUUGCAUUAAGUUAAUUGUGAAAAAGGACGUAACCCAACGUACAGAUGCUUAAGUUAAAAAAGUCCUGCUCUUUGAUCUGCUCUUCAUUCCCUUCCUGACCUCAGACAAGUCACUUAAUGUUCUUGUGCCUCAACAGUUCACCUAAUACGAUAACACUAUGGUGAGGAAUAUUAUUUUAAAGCUCUUUAUAUUUGCUGCAGUUGAUAACUGUAAAACUGAAAUUAUAUCUGAAUUAAACAAUACCAAGAUCUUUUACAGUUUUUAUAUAUCUGUGUAUAUAUAUAUUUUGUCCUUAGGAUGUUUAAAUUAUUCCUUCAAAUAUGGUAUCCAGUUGCCAAACACAAUCAAGAAGAUGUAUUGUUUUGAAAAUUGAGUAAAAAGGAAAUUAGGAAAAAUAAAAUUUUUAAUUAUGACUAUUUUUAGUAUUUAUUAAUUUUUUAUAAGAUUCUAUAAACAAACAAUACAUGGUGCACUGUGCAUUGUCUAACAUGGCGUUUAAUAGCAUAAGGUUAAAAAUCACUGUCAUGUUCUGCGUUUUGUAUGUUACAAGGCUGAUUGUAGGCAGACGAAAGUAGAGAUAAAGUUCUCUUUUGUCCAACAUCAUGGCUUAUUCAUUUUGACUUUGCAACUAGUGAAAUGGUUUCUUGUUUCGAUAAAAAUAUACUUGAAUGGUAAAUUUACAUGAACAUAAAGCUCUGUGAAAAAUUAAUGGCUUUUGAUUUGUUGUCUCCUUGAAAACUGAAUUUUAAAAGUAUUUAAACAGAAAAGUAUCAGAAAUCAAGUUCAGUAUCUCCCUUUUGUAGAUGUUAAAUUACUUGGACUUGCGUAUAAAUUUUUGUAUUACCAUUGUGUAUUUAUGAUAUGUGUAAUGUGCAUAAAAGGAAACUGUAAAAAUGAAAGUAAAGCAGAAUUGUAAUCCAUUUUCUUAUGGCAUUGCAUGUGAUAUUUUAAAAUGAUUAUUUUUAAGUUUUACUAUUUAUACACUUCCCACCCACAAUCAUAUUCUAUUCUCUCAGCCACAAUGAAUAAACUUUUCAAUGUAAUAAAUAUAUUUUAGUUUCAGUGAAAAGGGUUAAUUAAUGAAUAUUUACAGUUUUUUCUCCUCUAGCAAGUGAGCACUGUUUGGUUAAAAUUGAUAAAUACUUCCUGAAUUAAUGAUCAUAAAAGAAACGAGAAAACUGUUUGGAGGCAACUAGUGGAUUUUAAAGACUGAAGAAAGAACAGAAUUCAUUGCUAAUGUAUCAAAAGCUAUUAUUUCUACAGUAUUUAAAUUUUACUGCAUUAUUCUUAAAACUAUUUUUUCUGAUACUCAGACUAACAGGAAGUCUUCCUAUCUCACUUGAUAAGAUUUUUAUCUUUGCUAUUUGAAUUUAAAUACCAUUUAUAUGAGCCAGAGAAUAUGACUAAAUGUAGAAAUGUAAGAAAUCAUGGAAAGGGGAUGUAUUAGUUCUUGACCCUUUUGGGGGGGUGUUUACUGGUAUGAAAGCCAGGGCCUCUCCAGAAGCAUGCACACACACAUGCAUACUUUUAUGGUACAAUUUUCCUAUCCUAAAAAAAAAAAAACUGAUUUGAAACCAUUUAAAACUUACAGAAGAGUUGCAAGCAUGGUGCAAAGUAUUCUCCUGUGUACCCCACCCAGAUUCUCCAGUUGUUAACAUGCUGCUACAUUUGUUCUAUUCUUUCUUCCUUUCUCAUACAGAUCUGUAUAUUUUUUCUCCUAAUUCUCUGAUAGUAAAUUGCGGAGAUCAUGCCCCUUACUCUUGACUGUAGUCCAUCCAUUUACAGAACCACAGAGCAAUGAUCAAAAUCAGGAAACUUAUUGUUGCUAUAAUGCUGUCUGUAAUACAUUGAUAUAAUCCUACAGAUCUUACUCAGAUUUAACCAGGUGUCUCAGUAAUUCCUUUACCUUAAUUUUUCUUCUUGAUCCAGGAUCCAUUCUAGGUUACAUGUUGCAUUUAGUUUUCCUAUCUCUUUAGUCGUCUUUAAUCUGGAAUGGUUUCUUAGCUCUAUUUUAGUGACACUGACAUUUUUGAAGAGGAUAGGGCAUUUAUUUUGUAGAUAAUCCUUCAAUUUGUUUUUGCCUGAUAUUUUUUCAUGGUUUGAUCAAGGUUAUGUACUUUUGGCAGAAACACAACAUAAAUGAUGUUGUGCUCUCUCGCCAGUGCUUUGCGUCAGGAGGCAUGUCAUAUUGGUUUGUGUCCUUAUUAUAAAGUGCUGGGAACUGAUCACUCUGUAAGAUAGUGUCCACCAGAUGUCUUCCCUGUGAAGUUAGGAUUUUUCUUCUUUGAAAUGAGUAAGUAGUUUACAGAGAGAUACCUUGAGACUGUGUAAAUAUCUGUUCCUCAUCAAAAUUUCACUAUGAUUUUAGCAUCCUUUGAUUGGUUUUUGCCUGAAUAAAUUAUUUCUGUGAGAGCUUAAAAGUGUGAUUUUCUAACUCUCUUAUUCUACAUUUAUUAAUUGGCAUUCUACUAUAAGGGCUCAAACAACGAUUGUGAAGAUGGCACGGGACUAGGCAGUGUUACGUUUUGUUGUACAUAGGGUCUAUGAGUCGGAAUCGACGGCACCCAACAACAGCAGCUUCUAUGAGGAAGAAUUUUCGAUCUCCUCUUCCCCACCUUAUUUAUUAUCAAUAUAGUCUCAUGGGAUUCUUACUUUAUUCAAAGGGUUAUGCAUAUACUUGUGAUUUAAAUGUCACAUCCUAUGAAGCUUAUAGCAUUUAUAAACCACUGAAAUAAUAGGUGUUGACAGAGUAUGUGGAUGUGUUUUUGUAUUUGUGGAUAUGAUUAUUUUUCAGGUUCACAGAUGAUGCCCAUCUGCGUGAGCGUAAUUGAGACAGUAGGUGUGAACUCUAGGUCCCUUCCGUAUUGCAUGUAUUGACUCCUGGACAUCAGGGUGGUCUGUGGUGUUAGGGUUAUUUUGGCAUUCUGGGUGGCUUUAUGGUAUUCUUUUAUAUUAUAGUUCAGUAUCUGUUAAACAUUUCUUCUGUUUUAGUCAUCUCAUUUUAAUUCUGUCUACAGCUAUUUACUUACCUUACUCUUACCUAUUCUCUAAUAUGUACCACCCAGCAGUGUUGAAAGUUAAGUACUCAUUAUUUAUUUGGAACCUUUAUUCAAACAUUGCAUUUAUCAUUAUUCUGCCACUUAGGAUUAUUACUGAAUAGGUCAUACAGAAUACAUUAGUCAACCCAAUAUGCAAAAUCAAAUU